This is a messenger RNA of Sardina pilchardus (European sardine), 2561 nucleotides long. RefSeq names its product cytokine receptor-like factor 1b (gene crlf1b). The transcript is spliced from 8 exons. Gene Ontology annotation, cellular component: external side of plasma membrane; signaling receptor complex; CRLF-CLCF1 complex. Lineage: Eukaryota; Metazoa; Chordata; Actinopteri; Clupeiformes; Clupeidae. Bases 199 to 1365 code for a protein of 388 amino acids. The record is from RefSeq and is a predicted model, not a curated record. Gene Ontology annotation, molecular function: cytokine receptor activity; cytokine binding. Gene Ontology annotation, biological process: cytokine-mediated signaling pathway; positive regulation of tyrosine phosphorylation of STAT protein.
CUAACAGUAACUCGCUCAUCUCUCAUCUUUGUUAUGCGUUUGUUUGAGCGAUGAUGCUAAUCCAUUAAUUUGCGUUGGGCUAGUCAUUCUAUGGUCGUGGCAGGGCCUUUGCAAAUGGAACCACUGGAAUGGAUUUUGUAACCGUACCUUAACUUUUUUCCGACCGGCGUGUUUGUCAAAGAAUAUCCCACGAGAAAUAUGAUUGGGUUUUGGUGUCGCCUGCUGCUUCUUCAUCAAAUAUUCACCUCGCCUGCACGCUCGGCGGUGGUGUCUCCGCAGGACCCUGUGCUGUUGGUGGGCUCCAGUCUGACGGCCACCUGCGCCCUGAGCCCCGGGCUGCAGCUCCACGCCGGCUUCCUCUACUGGACCUUCAACGGGAACCGCCUCCCCAGCAGCGUGUACCAGGUCCAGGGCCCCGGGGUCCUCUCCGUGACCCUGCACAACCUCAACGGCUCCCAGCAGCAGUCCGGGGACAACCUCGUGUGCCAUGGACGCAAGGGGGAGGUCCUGGGCGGCUCCUGCCUCUAUGUAGGCAUGCCCCCUCAGAGACCCGUGAACCUGACCUGCUGGUCCCACAACACCAAGGACCUGACCUGCAGAUGGAGCCCUGGGGGGCCUGGAGAGGGCUUCAUCAGGACCAGAUACACACUCAAGUAUAAGCUGAGGUGGUUUGGUCAGGAGACAGUGUGCACAGACCACAACAGAGGCAUAAAUACCUGCUACAUCCCCAACGGUCUGGCCGUCUUCACCCCCUACGAGAUCUGGGUGGAGGCCACCAACCAGCUGGGCUCGGCGUCCUCGCGCGUGCUGACGCUAGACAUCGUAGAUGUGGUGACGACAGACCCCCCACCUGAUGUGCAGGUGAACCGUGUGGGUACCCUGGGGGACCAGCUGACUGUGCGCUGGAGGAGUCCCCCAGCCCUCCGAGACUUUCUGUUCCGGGCCAAGUACCAGAUCCGCUACAGGCUCGAGAACAGCGCCGACUGGAAGGUGGUUGAGAAUGUGGGAAACCAGACGUCCUGCCGGCUAGCUGGUCUCAGACCUGCAACAGUGUAUUUUGUCCAGGUUAGGUGCAACCCCGUGGGCAUCUACGGCUCUAGGAAACCAGGAAUCUGGAGUGAUUGGAGUCCACCAAUGGCAGCCUCGACCCCUCAGAGUGAGCGCCUGCAGACGGGGUCGUGCGACGCGAAGUCGGGGUCACAGACGGCCGCGCUGCGUCGGGAGCUGAAGCAGUUCCUGGGCUGGGUGCGCAAACACGCCUCAGGCUGCAGCAGCGUCAGCAUCAAACUCUACGACCAGUGGCGCGCCUGGCUGCAGAAGUCCCACAAGACGCGCAACCAGAUUCUGCAAGGUGAUAAAUCAUAGUGCACUGCACACACACACACACACACACCGCGGAGAGCUGAAGGACUCACAGGGUAUGAAAGAUGCAGGAGGAGACUCGGAUGCAGGAGAGUGUGAAACGGUGAAAUAUGCGCUCAGAUGGUGCUCCCUCAGCAGACGGAGUGGAACUUCAGAUCGAGAGUGGAGCCGAGGACCACACAUUCGCACAGGCCGCCUCCUACGCAGAGAGGCUUCGGCUCACACUGCUGCUGCUGCACUGUCCAAUGGAGAGAUUUCUGAAGCCUGGACGAUAGAGAUGAAGUCCAGUAACAUUGGACAGACAAAGGGGUUUACCGGUUUUCUGGUGCUUCCCUUUUUACAGACAUGGUUUACGCAUUCUCAAAUGCAAAGGUUUGCAAUUAAGGCUACAAGGGAAGAUCUAUGGAGACAAAAGGCACCAAAUCAUCAGUGUAUAUGUAUAUGCAACACCGACGAAAGGAAACCACCGUGCUGGCCUGAUGCUGCUAUAAUGUUCCUGUUGUUACAAUGUAAUUAGUCAUUCAAAUUCUUCUUUUGAAAGAAUUUAGUCCAUUGUUAUAUAUUGCUUGGUCAGUGAUAUGGGACCAUUUUUUAAAUAUAUAAAUAAUACAUUAUCUACAUACAUUUUACUCCCUUUUGCCUACUUUAACAGUUCAUUUGAAAUGUAUGUAUAUAAAGUGGACCUUGACCCAAAUAUAUUAAAGCCGCAGUUUCUUUAACAUGCAUAUGUACUGUAUAUGAUUCUGAAAACGGGACUGAAGUAAAAACCAUAGUUUUCUUGUUAAUGAAAACAAUGUCAUGUAAGUGGGACAUUGGGAAUCUGAUUGUAAUGUGCAAAAGAACCGCACUCACUAAUUCAUUCUUUUCACUUUUUUAUUAUUGCUCCAUGUCUAAACAAACGCGUUUCAGCGUCAAGCCGUACAUUGGGAAUCUGAACAUCGAUGGAGGCAAUCUUAAACUGAGGAAGACCUAUCAUGCCAUCUCAAGGUGUUUGUAUUCUGGAUUAAAAUGCAUUUUUAGAUGCAUUCUUUCAAAUAAUUAAUAGGAACUAAUUGUCUAUUUGUUAGGGCCCAUAACAUCUGUGGCAUCUCUGGAAGGGCUUUGACGGGACCCGGCGGUCAGCCAUUUUACUGGCCUUUUCUCUGCCUACGAACAUAAUCAAAACUCUUUGCACAUAAUAAGCAAGGAUUUUAGAAACC